This is a messenger RNA of Histoplasma capsulatum G186AR, 4482 nucleotides long. Its product is annotated as meiotically up-regulated gene 62 protein. The coding region runs from base 1 to 4482 and encodes 1493 amino acids. The record is from RefSeq and is a predicted model, not a curated record. The transcript has 5 exons. Gene Ontology annotation, cellular component: cytosol. NCBI's taxonomy places the organism in Eukaryota, Fungi, Ascomycota, Eurotiomycetes, Onygenales, Ajellomycetaceae.
AUGGCUGAGGAGAACCCGGAGUUGCUGAGCGCUCUGCGGCGUUUAGACCAGGAGCUGGAGGAUGGUGAGAUCACUCAAAAAGGAUACGAUAAGCGUCGCACCCUUAUCCUAUCCCACUACCUGACCUCGAACGACGGAAAUCUUGUAGAUAGAGGCUUGAGAAUUACGAGCCCAACAGUUGCAGGCCAUCGGGUCUCUCAACUUGGUCUAUAUUCCCCUCCGUCAUCCUCUCAAGGCAGUCGUCCUGCCAGUUCAACUCUCUCAGAUGAACGUCCACAUUCCGAUGCACUGCCUGCCAAUUUUACUGGCAGAGAGCAGGAACGCGUAGCCGGGAACGGUAUGGCCGGAAGAGAUUCCACAGGGAGUGCUCCUCAUUCCGUUCAAAGUGGGAAUCAAUUGGCGCAAAUCCAGGAACAAGAAUUGGGGUUUUCAGUUCGUUCUGAGCGGCAACCAUCGACUGCAUCCUUUGAUUCCCUUUUCCUCCCUAAAGGCUCAGGUCAACCAGGGAAUAACCACGACGACUCCCGAUCGGGUACCCUCAGAAGCCAUAAUUAUGCAUUUAACCCGGCUGAUCAACCCGACUACGGCGAACCCCAGGCCGGCUCGUAUGGCCCACCGGGUAGUAGUGGUGGACCUACGCGACAGUCUACCAUGCUUGACUCACAGCAGGCAUUUUUCUCAGAUUUCGCCGGCCAGCAAAGUGAGGAUCACAGAGAUAACUACGGAGGUGGCUUCCACCGGUACUCGAGCCAGACCGAACCGUUUUCGCCAACCGCUAACAUGGCUCCGCCGUUCAUGAAUACGGCUGAACUGCAGCAUGGAAAGAUCCUCGAUCACCUGUUGCCCCUUGAGCCCCGGGAUGUGGCCUGUGAAGUGCACGAUCCUCACAACCCUAACAUUUCGAUGUCACAGUUCGAUAAUUUACCCAGUGUCCUGCGGCAUCGUGCACGGACUCAUCCCAAGCAACCCGCUUACUGGGUGCUAGAUCAGCGCGGAAAGGAAAUCGCGUCGAUAACGUGGGAAAAAUUGGGGAGCCGGGCGGAGAAAGUUGCGCAAGUUAUACGUGAUAAAAGCAGUUUGUAUCGGGGGGAUCGUGUGGCGCUCGUAUACCGGGACACUGAGGUGAUUGAGUUUGCAGUCGCGAUUCUGGGUUGUUUUAUCGCGGGGGUCGUGGCUGUCCCUAUCAACAAUCUUGAAGAUUACCCUAGCCUCAACGUUAUCCUUACGUCUACUCAAGCGCAUCUCGCUCUGACAACUGAGAACAACCUUAAAAACUUCCAGAGAGAUAUCACAACCCAGAAGCUUACUUGGCCCAGAGGAGUUGAAUGGUGGAAAACUAACGAGUUUGGAAGUUAUCACCCAAAGAAGAAAGACGAAAGUCCUGCUCUUGUUGUCCCGGAUCUAGCUUAUAUCGAGUUCUCAAGGGCUCCCACUGGUGACUUGCGUGGUGUUGUGAUGAGCCACCGAACAAUAAUGCAUCAGAUGACUUGUCUUAGCGCGAUUGUAGCAUCUGCAUCUCCUGAUGGUACACGACUCGCGAAACCGCACGGUGAAACUCUAAUAAGUUAUCUCGAUCCUAGGCAGAGCAUAGGUAUGAUUCUGGGGAUUCUGCUUACGAUAUAUGGUGGGCAUACCACUGUCUGGCUAGAGGCUCGGGCUGUCGAGACGCCUGGUCUCUACGCCAGUUUAAUCACCAAAUACAGAGCUACACUUAUGUCAGCCGAUUACCCAGGCUUGAAGCGUGCUGUCUACAACUACCAACAAGAUCCAAUGUCGACAAGAAAUUUCAAGAAGGGUAGCGAACCGAAUUUUUCCAGCUUGAAACUCUGUCUAAUCGACGCUCUCACCGUCGACCCUGAAUUUCAUGAGAUUUUGGCCGAUCGAUGGCUACGCCCUCUUCGCAAUCCGCGCGCUAGAGAGUUGGUCGCUCCCAUGCUAUGCCUACCAGAACAUGGUGGCAUGGUUAUCAGCGUUCGUGACUGGCUUGGUGGAGAGGAGCGAUUGGGGUGCCCCCUUACGCACGAGAUGGACCCUGCAGGACAGGCCGACUCAGAUGAAACAAAGAAAGAGGAGAAGACGGAAACGUCUAAACCCGGUUUCGGAAGCAGCUUGAUUGGUGGAACCGCCGUUCCGACGCAGAAACAGUCUAAGAGUAAUAGGGCCGAUUUGAACGAGGUUCUACUUGACAAAGAGGCGCUUAAAAACAAUGAGGUUGUCGUGUUGGCGAUGGGGGAAGAGGCGAGGAAGCAAGCUGAAAGUAUGCCCAACACUGUUCGAGUUGGUUCAUUUGGAUAUCCUCUCCCCGAUGCUACUUUGGCUAUCGUCGAUCCAGAAACUGGACUACUUUGCACGCCUAACAUUAUCGGUGAAAUUUGGGUGGACUCACCUUCACUAUCGGGUGGUUUUUGGGCAUUACCGAAACAUACUGAGGCUAUAUUCCAUGCUCGACCAUAUCGAUUCCAGGACGGUAGCCCUACUCCCAUCAUUGUGGAGCCCGAAUUUCUUCGCACCGGCCUUCUGGGAUGUAUCAUUGAAGGCAAAAUAUUCGUUCUCGGCUUAUACGAAGACCGAUUGCGCCAGAAAGUCGAGUGGGUUGAGCAUGGAAGAGAGGCCACCGAGCACCGCUAUUUCUUCGUUCAGCACCUGAUUAUUAGCAUUAUGAAAAACGUACCUAAAAUCCAUGACUGCUCGGCGUUUGAUGUGUUUGUAAACGAUGAACAUUUACCAGUCAUCCUGCUGGAGUCUUACUCUGCUUCGACCGCACCGACAACCUCUGGAGGACCACCGAGGCAAUUGGAUAUAGCCCUUUUGGAUUCUCUUGCUGAACGAUGCGCUGAAGUUCUGUACCAGGAGCAUCAUCUUCGUGUAUUUUGCAUCAUGAUCACAGCCCCCAAUACGCUGCCACGAGUCACAAAAAAUGGACGACAAGAAAUUGGAAAUAUGUUAUGUCGCAAGGAAUUCGACAGCGGUUCAUUGCCAUGUGUCCACGUGAAAUUCGGAGUCGAGAGGUCUGUUUUGAACCUUCCCAUUGGGGUGGAUCCUGUUGGUGGGAUAUGGUCGCCCACAUCAUCAUCGGCUCGACAAGGUGCGCUUGCGAUGCAAGACAAGCAAUAUUCGGGUGUUGACUAUCGAGAUGUCGUAAUGGAUGACCGGACUUCCACCCCAUUGAACCAUUUUACUACCAUCUUUGACCUGCUGCAAUGGCGGGUCACGCGACAAGCGGAGGAACUUUCUUACUGCUCUAUUGACGGGCGUGGAAAAGAGGGAAAGGGCAUUACAUGGAAAAAAUUCGAUACAAAGGUUGCAGGAGUUGCCAUGUACCUGAGGAAUAAGGCUAAGCUCAAGGCUGGUGACCAUGUCAUUCUCAUGUAUACACAUUCCGAGGACUUUGUUUACGCUGUCUAUGCGUGUUUCUGUCUUGGAGUGAUUGCUCUUCCGAUGGCGCCUAUUGACCAAAACCGCCUCUCGGAAGAUGCUCCAGCAUUCCUUCAUCUGGUUGCCGACUUUCGCGUCCGGGCGAUUCUUGUGAACAGCGAUGUAAAUGAUUUGCUAAAGCAGAAGCCAAUUGCUCAACAUAUAAAACAAUCUGCCAACGUCCUUCGCAUCAAUAUCCCUUCCACAUAUAAUACAGCGAGACCUCCAAAACAAUCACAUGGCUGUCGCCAUCUUGGCUUGACUGUUCAAAAGGAGUGGCUCGCUCGCCAACCUGCGUUGGUCUGGACAUAUUGGACUCCGGAUCAAAGGAGGAUGUCCGUCCAUAUUGGACAUGAUACAAUUAUGGGAAUGUGCAAGGUACAGAAAGAAACUUGUCAAAUGACAAGUUCCCGGCCAGUACUAGGCAGUGUUCGUAGCACGAUAGGUCUCGGAUUCUUACACACCUGUUUGAUGGGGGUUUACGUCGGAGCGCCGACUUAUCUUUUCUCUCCUGUUGAUUAUGCCACUAAUCCAAUCUCACUUUUCCUCGCCUUAGCAAGGUACAAGAUCAAAGAUACCUAUGCUACGAGUCAAAUGUUGGAUUACGCUAUGGGCAGCAUGGCCGCUAAGGGGUUCCAGUUGCAUGAAUUGAAGAAUUUGAUGAUUGCGUCUGAUGGCAGACCCAGGGCGGAUAUCUACCAGAAGAUUCGAUUGCAUUUUGCUUCUGUAGCGCUUGACCGUACUGCAAUCAACACGAUCUAUUCGCAUGUUCUUAACCCCAUGAUUGUGUCCCGCUCUUACAUGUGCAUAGAGCCUAUCGAGCUGUGGUUGGAUACCAAGUAUCUUCGCCAAGGUCUCAUCUAUCCUGUGGAUCCGGACUCUGAGCCGAACUCUUUACUGGUCCAAGAUUCGGGCAUGGUGCCCGUGAGUACGCAGAUCGCCAUUGUCAAUCCCGAAACUUGUUGCCUUGCCCACGUGGGUGAAUACGGUGAAAUAUGGGUCCAGUCUGAAGCUUGUGCGAAAUCAUUUUAUGGGACGAAGCAAGAGUUUGAUCUGGAGAGGUUGUGA